AUGGCACGCCGACAUUUCACCACCCAGCAAUCACCACUCCGCCCCAACAUUCGACACUCGCACUCAGGAUCAGGAUCAGCACCAUCCGAUGAUUGGAGGACACGGCCUUCGGUCAGAGUGUACAUCCCUUCCCUGCCAGAAGGCACCACUACGUGGGAGAUCUAUCAAUGCCUAGCACCCUAUGGUGGCGGUCAAGGAAAGAUCGACUCCAUCCGCAUCAACGAAAGCCGACAGGGCAACUUUAGUGCAGGGGCUACUGUCAUCUUCAAACCACCGCCACGUCGGGCGCCAUGGGAGCAAGCGAGAAGAGGUGGCGUUCAGCUCAUUAUUAAGACAAAGGAGUUCGAUCCCGUGACGAAGUUGAUGAAGGAUGUUGUGACACCACAUUCGAUUUCUGUCAUAUACGACAAAAUACAACCCUCAGUGGCCCGAAUCGAGAGCCCUAUCAGACCAGGGAUCAGCUAUCUACCGGAGAUGACCCUGAUUGGCGCUUCCAUCGAUUUCGGAUAUUUGAUCAAUGAGCAGUGUAUGGCACGUGUGGCGACGGAAUCUUCCCCACGCAAAGACUCUGUUCGGCUCGUUUUGAAUCUGAAGAAACGCGAGAUAGCCCUUCAUUUUCCAGUUGCUCUUGAAUCGAAAGGAAACAUUUCACUUAGGGCAUACCGAUUCCACGUUGCUUUAGACGACCAAUUCUCGAUGUGCGACACUUUUGAUGGCAAUCUCACCUCACUGGUUAUUCAUGUCUCAAAUCCACCAUGGUAUUCCAAGGAACUCAAGGAAGCUAUGCAGCUGAGCCAUAUUAAACAGCCACGUACAUGGAGCAGCGAGGAUGCCUGGGUUCGUCAGACUGAUAUCGUGGACCGCAGAGAAAAAUUCGAGAUGAUCAAUGACACCCCCGUCUCGUUGCACAAGGAUAUGAACUCAAUCAAUAUUGCACGAUGGACCACCUUCCGGUUCAACGUCAAGCCUGAGGAGACAGAACGUGGCAAGAGACCCCUUGUUUUGCAGAAUAUUCUCAACGCACUGAUGGAUUUCAAUGUUCGCGUGACUGGUAAUGCUGCAUUCAAGGUCCAGGAUAGCCCCAACAAAGAAGCACCGAUGAGGAACAUCUUACAGAGUCUCGCUACCAUUCGCCCAUCACAGUCGAUCUACCUCGACUUUCAAGUACGGUACCAGCUUGAGGUUUGCAUAUCCUCUGGAUGGCUGAAUGAGUACUUGAUCGACAUGUCUUUUCUGAAACGUCUCUCAGCAAUGGACUCCAACCGUGCAAAGCAGAUGCUCAUUCAUGUCGAUGCCCUUCAAACCCGUGUUUACAACCCCAUGGAUGUUUUUGAAGACAUCCGUUUCCAAAAACCUGUUAGAGCCAGAGCCUUACCUGCAAACUGCGAAGAGCUCCUCCAUGCUACAGUUACCGCAACUGCUCUAAUUUUGCAUACCCCAUCUGUCGAAAUCACAAAUCGCAUUGUUCGCCAGUAUCAGAAGUAUUCUGAUAGAUUCCUCCGUGUGCGCUUCGAAGAUGACUCCUACCGGGGCCAGUCACGAUUGUUCCCAGCAACCAACAACAAGAUGCUACUGCUCUUUGAGAGAGUCCGUCGCACGAUGAGACAGGGUAUAAUUGUCGCAGGUCGUCAUUACGAAUUCCUUGCAUGGGGAAAUUCGCAGCUUCGCGAGCAUGGGGCCUACUUUUUCGCUGCAGCCGAAGAUAUCACCGUUGAAACCAUUCGAGCACAAAUGGGCAGAUUCCACGAGGAAAAAAUUGUGGCAAAGCGAGCAGCUCGCAUGGGGCAGUGUUUCUCUACAACCAAACCUGUCACAACUGUCGGUGGUAGGCGAGAAUGGACAAAAGACCCUACACCUGAUGUGAUCAAUAAUGGUUAUACCUUCACUGAUGGAGUUGGCAAGAUUUCCCGAGCUGCCGCUGAAUUGAUUCAAACUGAGCUCAAACUACCUGCUGGCGAGCCGCCCUCAGCUUUUCAAUUUCGUCUUGGAGGUUGCAAGGGUGUAUUGGCAAUCGAUACUGAAUUUCGUGAUGUCAACGUUCUGAUUAGGCCUAGCCAGUUCAAGUUCGACAGCGAUUCCGAUAUCCUUGAGAUCAUCAGAGUAUCGGAAUACUGGCAGAGCUUCUUGAAUCGUCAAUUGAUUCUGGUCUUGUCCGAUCUAGGCGUACCGGAUGCAGUCUUCCUGCAAAAGCAAGAGGAGUGUAUCGCAGCGCUUGAUUCUGCUCUCUCAGAAGACGAAGCGGCUCUGAGGUCACUCCGAGACAAUGUUGAUCCAAAUCUGAUGACAACUAGUAUUGCCAAUCUCGUCGAAGCCCAGUUCCGCUCCAGAAACGAACCGUUUGCGAUGUCCUUACUGAUGCUUUAUCGUGCAUGUACGUUGAAGUAUCUCAAGGAGAAGGCCAAGAUCCCCAUUGCGAAAGGUGCUUUUGUCCUGGGCAUUGCGGACGAAACUGGUACUCUCCGCGGUUACGAGAGGGACAAACUGCGGACUGCAAGCACAUAUGAAGAAAAGGUUAACGCUUUGCCACAGAUCUUUAUUCAGUACACCAAUCAGCACACAGGUUCUCCUUGCAUAGUCGAAGGCAUCUGCUUCGUGGCUCGCAACCCUUCCUUACAUCGUGGGGACAUUCGAGUGGUGAACGCAGUCAACGUAGAAAAGUUGCGACACUUACGCGAUGUCGUGGUGAUGCCCACGGAUGGUGAUCGGGACCUACCCAGUAUGUGCUCUGGGGGUGACCUGGACGGCGAUGACUACAUCGUUUGUUGGGACAAGGACCUUAUCCCUCCAGUAUGGGAUGCUGAACCUUUUCAUUACAACGCACCCGACCCUGUGACGAAGGACCAAAUUACGACUGGUGAUAUCAUCAAUUUCUUUCACGAUUACCUACAGAAUGAUUUUCUGGGUCGGAUUGCCCACGCUCAUCUUGCAGCUGCAGACUUCUUGGACGCGGGUAUUCGGAGUCGACAAUGCAUCGAACUAGUCAAUCUUCAUUCUAUGGCUGUCGACUACCCAAAGACUGGUGUGCCUGCUCAAAUGCCUCGUGAUCUAGAGCGUGAUCAAUGGCCACACUUUAUGGAGAAGAAAGGUCGCCGUGAGUACAGAUCUCGCAAGAUACUCGGACGAUUAUAUGAUGCAGUCGAACGUGUCAAUUUUGUGCCAAAGUUGACGGACACCUUCGAUCCGCGAAUCCUUCACUGGAAACCAAAACUGGAACUUAUAAAUAUAGUGAAGGACAUGAAGAAGGAAUAUGAGGAGUCGAUGAGGCGCAUCAUGGCACAGCACAAGAUCCAGUCUGAGUUUGAAGUCUGGUCAACCUUUGUCCUAAGCCACAGCAAGGCGGCCCGUGAUUUCAAAUUCCACGAAGAGAUCGGACAACAUUCGAGGACCCUCAAAGAGGCAUACUACGAGAUCUUCUGUGAAGAGGCAGGUGGCAGAGAGUUCCAAAAACUCGCACCCUAUGCUGUGGCUGCAUACCAUGUCACGUACGAGGAAGUCAAGGAGGCCCUAUUUCGCAACGAAGCCACAGAUAGCAGCAGUGGUUCAGAAAUUCUCUCAAGUUCGACCAGUUCGACGGGAUCCUCUGCUAGUGAUAGCCAUGCAACUGGCUCAUCUGACACCUUAAAGCAACCUUCCCAUGUCGAGUCGGCCUCACAAGAGUUUCUGCAAAUGCCAAUGAUCAGCUUCCCCUGGAUUCUUCAGGAUGUUUUGUGUAAACUCGCUAUGCACACUCAGCUUGACGAAAAUCCUGCCAAGCUGGAUACUGCAGGGCACUCCAAGUACACUUCGGGGGUUGCAGAGCUGUUCGUUGAGGGAGGCCUGGCAACGCGAGAACAUGAGCAGGCAGGGUUUGCAGAUGGUGAAAAGGGGGAGAAUGAAUUGCAGGCGACAGCAGGCAAGAGUGGUCCAGGUCCUUCUCGGGAGCACGUUGCAAAAAUUACUGGUGAGCCUUCAGGCCAUGACCUGGAUGGAUUUUGUUACCAGCACUUCAAGGACCCGGCCUCAAUGACCGAGGCAGAGGUCGCUGCUGAGGUUGGGAUUGAGUCUCUGAUCAACUCGCUCGAUGGAUCCAAGUAUUAG
Messenger RNA from Exophiala bonariae, 4077 nucleotides. RefSeq lists its product as uncharacterized. The record is from RefSeq and is a predicted model, not a curated record. Gene Ontology annotation, molecular function: RNA-directed RNA polymerase activity. Gene Ontology annotation, biological process: siRNA processing. Gene Ontology annotation, cellular component: nuclear RNA-directed RNA polymerase complex. Lineage: Eukaryota; Fungi; Ascomycota; Eurotiomycetes; Chaetothyriales; Herpotrichiellaceae. Bases 1 to 4077 code for a protein of 1358 amino acids. The transcript is spliced from 2 exons.